This is a messenger RNA of Prosopis cineraria, 3239 nucleotides long. RefSeq lists its product as uncharacterized. The record is from RefSeq and is a predicted model, not a curated record. Lineage: Eukaryota; Viridiplantae; Streptophyta; Magnoliopsida; Fabales; Fabaceae. Gene Ontology annotation, cellular component: membrane. Bases 268 to 3108 code for a protein of 946 amino acids. Gene Ontology annotation, molecular function: beta-glucosidase activity; glucosylceramidase activity. Gene Ontology annotation, biological process: glucosylceramide catabolic process; carbohydrate metabolic process. The transcript has 20 exons.
CACAUACACACAUUGUAUCAUUUGUAAUUAGAUUAAAUUGCUUAUGGCUAAUUUAUUUCGAAGAUUAUCAUGCCGUCGAUUGUUGGAUGUUUUGGACUUCAAGGAAUUAUUUGAACAAGUAACAGUCUAAUCCAUCGAGAUUUGACUUUUCGUGUAUUUUCACCAUAAAAGUGUCGGAUCAGUGCAGGAAGACUUGCCAUUGCCGCUGCUUGCUUUGCUGGGCUGCGUUCUUCUGCAACCGUUGGUCCGCAAGCAUUCUGAGGGAAGAUGGUUGAAGAUGAUUUUGUGGAAGAAUAUCAGGAAGUUUACGAGUCUUCAAACAUCAAGGUUGAACCGUGGAAGCCGGCAGCACUUACCUGGCAGCGGAAAUUAAACUCUGAAGGAAAUUUUCCACUGGAGUUCACCUUAACUUUAAAGGAGACACUUCAUAUGCUUCCUAUUGGUUAUCGGAUAUGGCGCCAUGUUCAAGAAGAAGCUGCUAGAGGAAGAGGAGUGCUUAUUGAUCCUUUUGCCAAACGUCAUGUAACAUCUCAUCACGGUGUUCCAUUAGGUGGUAUUGGUGGAGGAAGCAUUGGAAGGAGUUACAGGGGUGAAUUUCAGCGUUUGCAGCUGUUCCCCAGAAUAUGUGAAGAGAAGCCAAUUUUAGCUAAUCAAUUUUCUGUUUUUGUCUCGCGUUCAAAUGGUGAAAAAUACUCAAGUGUACUAUAUCCAGGAAAGCCAGAUAGUUUGAAAGAAAGUCCAGUUUCAGGAAUUGGAUUGUGGGACUGGAAUCUGAAUGGACAAAAUUCUACAUAUCAUGCGUUGUAUCCAAGGGCCUGGACAGUAUAUGAGGAACCAGACCCCUUGUUAAGAAUAGUUUGUCGUCAGAUUUCACCUGUCAUACCUCACAAUUAUAAGGAGAGUAGCUAUCCUGUAUCAGUUUUUACUUUCACGCUGAAUAAUUUUGGCAAAACAUCAGCAGAUGUCACCCUGCUUUUCACAUGGGCUAAUUCUGUUGGAGGACUUUCUGAAUCUACAGGUUAUCACACAAAUACGAAAAUGAUGAUGAAUGAUGGGGUGCAUGGGGUGCUUCUUCAUCACAUGACUGCAAACGGGCAGCCUCCAGUCACAUUUGCAAUUGCAGCAGAAGAAACUGAACAUGUUCAUGUCUCAGAAUGUCCUGUUUUUGUCAUAUCUGGUGCUUAUGAUGGGAUCUCAGCUAACGAUAUGUGGCAAGAAAUUAAAAAGCAAGGGUCCUUUGAUCGUCUGAGUUUUCCUGAAGCACCUGUACCUACAGAAUCAGGAUCAUCUAUCGGAGCAGCAAUUGCAGCUACUUUAAAAAUUCCACCAGAUGCACAACGCACUGUCACAUUUUCAUUGGCAUGGAACUGCCCUGAAGUGAAGUUUCCUAGUGGAAGGACUUAUUACAGGCGUUACACUAAAUUCUAUGGUACUAAUAGAGAUUUUGCAGCAGAUAUUGCACAUGAUGCCAUUCUUGGGCAUAGCCAAUGGGAGGCCCAGAUAGAAGCAUGGCAAAGACCAAUUCUUGAGGACAAGAGGUUUCCUGAAUGGUAUCCAAUCACCCUUUUUAACGAGUUGUACUACCUAAAUUCUGGGGGGACAAUUUGGACAGAUGGUUCACCUCCAGUGCAUAGCCUGACCAGCUUAGGAGGGAGAAAAUUUUCCCUGGACCGGAAUAGAUCAAAUUCAGGGGAAAAUAAUCAUAUAUCAAAUCAAAAUGAUACUGCCAUUAACAUUCUUGAAAGUUUUAGUUCAGUAGCUGAGCAAAUUCACACUUCUCAUGCAUCAAAUUCUGCAUUAGGAGUGAAGCUGCUCCAAGAUGGGGAAGAAAACGUUGGUCAAUUCCUUUAUCUCGAAGGCAUUGAAUAUCAGAUGUGGAAUACCUAUGACGUUCACUUCUAUUCAUCUUUUGCACUAGUCAUGCUCUUUCCUAAACUUGAACUCAGCAUCCAAAGAGACUUUGCUGCAGCAGUAAUGAUGCAUGAUCCUGUAAAGAUGAAACUUCUAGAAAAUGGCGUGUGGGUUCCAAAAAAGGUUCUUGGUGCUGUUCCUCAUGAUAUUGGAAUCAAUGAUCCGUGGUUUGAAGUAAAUGGCUAUAAUAUCUAUAACACAGAUAGGUGGAAAGACCUGAAUCCUAAAUUUGUUCUCCAGAUUUAUAGGGAUGUGGUUGCCACUGGUGAUAAAAAGUUUGCACAUGCUGUUUGGCCAUCUGUUUAUGUUGCAAUGGCUUAUAUGGACCAAUUUGACAAGGAUGGUGAUGGAAUGAUUGAGAAUGAAGGCUUCCCUGAUCAAACUUAUGACACAUGGUCUGUGUCUGGUGUAAGUGCAUAUAGUGGUGGACUAUGGCUGGCUGCACUAUUGGCAGCAUCAGCCUUGGCACGUGAAAUUGGUGACAAGGGUUCUGAAGAUUAUUUCUGGUUUAAUUUUCAGAAAGCUAAAGUUGCAUAUGAAAAAUUAUGGAAUGGCUCUUACUUCAAUUAUGACAGUAGCGGAGGAUCUUCGAGUUCAUCCAUUCAAGCUGAUCAAUUAGCUGGACAAUGGUAUGCUAGAGCAUGUGGUCUUCCACCAAUUGUUGAUUCAAACAAAGCUAGAAGUGCACUUCAAAUGGUAUAUAAUUAUAAUGUUAUGAAAGUAAAGGAUGGGAAACGGGGUGCUGUAAAUGGGAUGUUGCCUGAUGGAAAAGUUGACAUGUCAUCGAUGCAAUCCAGAGAAAUAUGGUCAGGGGUCACAUACGCUGUAGCUGCAGCAAUGAUCCAGGAAGAUAUGAUUGAUAUGGCUUUUCAAACUGCAAGUGGAGUAUAUGAAACUGCAUGGUCUGACCAUGGACUUGGAUAUUCUUUUCAAACUCCUGAAGCCUGGACCACUAAAGAUGAGUACAGAUCUCUGUGUUACAUGCGCCCUUUAGCCAUAUGGGCAAUGCAAUGGGCAUUGUCAAGAACAAAGCAAAUGCACUAUGAUGGUAAAUCUGAUGAGAAAGAAAAUGCAUUGUCUAGAUACCAUGAUGAUGGUUUCUCAAGAGUUGCUCACCUCUUAAAGGUGAAAGAGGAGCCAUCACCCAGGAGUCUGUUUCAGGUUAUAUUUGAUUACACUUGCAAGAGGAUGCUGUAAGCAUGGCUCCAAUCCAUUUCAUUGGCUUCUUUGUACCAUGUAUAUUGAUUGGGAAUGAUCCUGCCUUGUCUUGGUGGUAAAAUGAUCUUCAUUUUGAGUAAAUCUGAUCUUUUAUUAAUUUGGAUAGUUUA